CGCCUGUCAGCAUCCGGCUCCGUCUUUCUCUCCACCGCACCCAGCACAGCCUCGCAUCCGCCCGAGGUACAAGAGGCAGGCGACGGCACACCCUACCCUCUCGGCACCCAUCAUCCACCAUGUCGACGGGCGCCGCCAUUCCCAAGACCCGGCCCUCGGGCUCGUACGCGCCCGCCUCGCUCGCGCAGCGCAGCUCGCUCCUCGCCGCCGUGCUGUCGCAGGGCCUCAGCAUCAACACGCUGCGCCACGUCGUCUUCGUCUACUUUGUCCACUCGCACCUGCUGCGCGCCUGGCGCCAUGUGCGCGCGUACGGCGUCACGCCGUCCAUCUACCGCCUCUACCUCACCCUCUCGCGCGCCGUCAUUGCGCUCAUGCUGCGCAUCCCCGCGCUCAAGCGCAAGGUCAAGACGGAGCUCGACGCGGCGCAGGCGGGCAUCGAGGCCAAGCUCGUCGUGCGCCCGCCGCCGGGCCUGCGCGUGUCCGAGACGAACCACGCGCUGCCGCAGCACGGCAAGGACCGCGACUGGGUCAUCGGCGCACUGCAGGAGCUGCAGCGCCUCGAGACGGGCAAGGGCGCCGAGGAGGACGGCGAGCAGGUGUGGCGCAGCGGCCGCAUUAGCGGUGCCGUGUAUCACGGCGGCGACGAGAUGAGCGAGGUCAUCACGCAGGCCAUCGGCCGCUUCAUCCUCACGAACCCGCUGCACCCAGACGUGUUCCCGGGCGUGCGCCGCAUGGAGUCUGAGGUCAUCUCGAUGGUGCUGCGCAUGUACAAUGCGCCUCCGACCGCAGCCGGCACGACGACGUCGGGCGGCACCGAGUCGAUUCUGAUGGCGUGCAAGGCGGCGCGCGACUGGGGCAACGCACGGCGCAUCAAGCGGCCCGAGCUGAUCUGCUCGCGCUCGGCACACGCGGCGUUCCACAAGGCGGCAGACUACUUUGGCGUCAAGCUGAUCGAGGUGGAGGUGGACCGCGUGUCGCGCAAGAUCCGUCUCGAGCAGGUGCGCCGCGCCAUGAAUGGCAACACGGUGCUGCUCGUCGGCUCGGCGCCGAGCUUCGGCGAGGGCAUCAUCGACGACAUUCCGGGCCUGGCGGCACUGGCCAAGCGCGCAGGCAUCCUCUGCCACGUCGACUGCUGCCUCGGCAGCUUCCUCGUGCCGUUCCUGGAGCGCGCCGGCCAGCCGAGCGAGCCGUUUGACUUCCGCGUGGACGGCGUGACGAGCAUCAGCUGCGACACGCACAAGUACGGCUUCGCCCCGAAGGGCUCGUCGGUCAUCAUGUACCGCAGCAAGGAGCUGCGACGCUUCCAGUACUACGUGCAGCCCGACUGGACCGGCGGCGUCUACGCCUCGCCCUCCAUCGCCGGCUCGCGGCCUGGCGCACUCAUUGCGGGCACAUGGGCAGCGCUCAUGACGAUGGGCGACGACGGCUACACGCAGUCGUGCGCCGGCAUCGUCGGUGCGGCGCGGCAGAUCGAGUCGGCGAUCCGCAACGAGAUUCCGCAGCUCAUGGUGCUCGGCAAGCCGCUCGUCAGCGUCGUGGCCUUUGCGAGCGCGGGCAAGGUCAACAUCUACGAGGUGGGCGACCACAUGAGCAAGAAGGGAUGGCACUUGAACGGCCUCGCCACCGAGCCGCCGGCGAUUCACAUCGCCUGCACGCGCCUCACCAUCCCGGUCGUCGACGACUUCAUCUCCGACCUCAAGGCCUCGGUCAAGGAGGCGCGCACACGUGCGGCACAGCCGGGCGCCAUGGCGCAGCUGUACGGCCUGGGCCAGACGAGCAUUGGCCCGGGCCUCGUGGGCGAGAUGGCGGCGCGCUACAUCGAUGCGCUCACCACCGUCGCCGACUAGACAUUCAGCCCUGACCACCAGACUAGACGUGUGCUGCCCCUGUAUUCCCCGCCCGUCUCCGCUACGACACGUCUAAUGUACGAUGCAUUGACAGAGAGAGG
Messenger RNA from Tilletiopsis washingtonensis, 1948 nucleotides. RefSeq names its product putative sphingosine-1-phosphate lyase. Lineage: Eukaryota; Fungi; Basidiomycota; Exobasidiomycetes; Entylomatales. The transcript is spliced from 5 exons. Gene Ontology annotation, cellular component: endoplasmic reticulum. The record is from RefSeq and is a predicted model, not a curated record. Gene Ontology annotation, molecular function: sphinganine-1-phosphate aldolase activity; pyridoxal phosphate binding. The coding region runs from base 120 to 1847 and encodes 575 amino acids. Gene Ontology annotation, biological process: carboxylic acid metabolic process; sphingolipid catabolic process.